Messenger RNA from Chanos chanos (milkfish), 1635 nucleotides. It is a transcript of the gene fam124b, whose product is annotated as family with sequence similarity 124B. Gene Ontology annotation, cellular component: nucleoplasm. Lineage: Eukaryota; Metazoa; Chordata; Actinopteri; Gonorynchiformes; Chanidae. The transcript has 4 exons. The record is from RefSeq and is a predicted model, not a curated record. The coding region runs from base 1 to 1635 and encodes 544 amino acids.
AUGCUACGCAAACCGUUUCUACUCAGCACCAGAACUGAUGAUGAAAACGUGGAUUCUGGAGCUGAGACUGCGGGAUCUGACUGCAGCAAAAUGUCAUCUAGUAGCACUGAUCAUAUGUCAGCUCCAGGCCAGGAACCUCUUCUGGUGACAAUGCAUCUACUGGCCAAUCCUGGAGAGUCCCUCCUCCUUCAGCACACACUCGAUCGCCUGCUAAAGUGGAUCUGUCCCGGCCUGCGCCUCUUUCACGUGUCCGAGCGUGCGUGCCCGCUGCGUGACUACUCCCGUGCCCACCUCUCCCCCGUGGCUGGAUACCCUUCCCUCGCUGUGACGCUGUUCUUGCACGAAUCCUACGGCGAGGAACGUAUCCUCAGAGUCCUCGACUUCCUUCAGUGCCCACCGUGGCAGUAUCACCACACCGAGAGCUGUGGGGGGAAGGCGGGAGGCAUUCACAUCAGCUCCACCACCUCCCCGUCUAACGCCCUGCUCAGGCCGUACCUUCUGCCCAGCCGGGACUUCUACAGCCUGGGCACGGGGAUGCCGGUGUGGGGGGUCCGGCCGGUGCACAUCGGAGGUGAGGUGGUGAGGGUGACGCUCCACAGCGGCUACGAUAACUACGAGGACACGGUGCGGCUCUAUGAGACGGUGCUGCAGAAGAGAGCGGAGGAGCAAAAGACGGGUUUCUGUUGGUUCGUCCUGUAUACGGAGAGAGGCCUGAGCUUACAGCUGGCUCUCAAACAGCUGUCGCCCGGCGUCAGGGUCGAGCCGUGCCAUUCCGCCGUGCUGCAGUUCCGCGUGGGUGAGAUCGGCCAGCUGGUGCCCCUGCUGCCCAACCCCUGCUCACCUAUCAGUCCCACCCGCUGGCAGACGGAAGACCUCGAUGGCAACAAGAUCCUAUUCCAGGUAAAAGUACCAGCACAGCCUUCACGACCUUUGACAUCUGCCUUCCAACUGACCUGCCCUAGUCUACCUACCAGAUCCCUGUUAAAGGGCACCACAACCUUACAGCCCCAAUCCAUGUCUCCUAGCAACAGGCUGUCUCAGCUUAAAGAACGGACUCUAGGUCGCCCCCGUGUGGAGGUUCCUGCGGACCGCUCUCCUGGGGGGCAGAAAUUUUGUGUCGUUGGUGUAGAUGCUAUAGGUUCUGAGAGCACUUGCAGCACCCCUCCUGGCAGCUCCUGCUACUCCUCCCAGCGCAGCAGCCCGGCCGCCUUGUCCGUCAACGCUCACGAGCCAACGCCGUCCUCCGAGCAAUCCUCAUCCCACCUCUUUCUGGAGGAGGAGGGGGAGGAGGCGGAGACAAACGUGGACACGGGAUGUACGGUCACUCCUCGAUCUGACAGGCCUGCUGCUGUGGGGGCUUCCUCCCUGGAGACCCUGGCCGGGGAUUUGAAAGGUUGCCUUCCUGAGACAAAUAUACCUGAGGCGCUGAGGACGUGGGCGGGGCCUUCAGCCGGCCUGGAGCACAGAACAGGAUGCAGCCCCAGAGUUUUCAAAGGGAGCAGUCUGGAGGCUGCGGGUAACCUCAGGAUCUCGGAUCAGAGAGGGAUUGAGAAUAAGACUCAACUGGCACAGACUCUUCCUUCAUUCAGUCAGAGUGAGCAACAUACAGGACAAGUGGAUGAGUUUUUCAUUUAA